This is a messenger RNA of Pisolithus orientalis, 1371 nucleotides long. Its product is annotated as DUF1682-domain-containing protein. Gene Ontology annotation, biological process: endoplasmic reticulum calcium ion homeostasis. Gene Ontology annotation, cellular component: endoplasmic reticulum. The transcript is spliced from 4 exons. Gene Ontology annotation, molecular function: calcium ion binding. NCBI's taxonomy places the organism in Eukaryota, Fungi, Basidiomycota, Agaricomycetes, Boletales, Pisolithaceae. The record is from RefSeq and is a predicted model, not a curated record. The coding region runs from base 90 to 1193 and encodes 367 amino acids.
UUCGGGCCAUCCGCUCCGCCGGCAUUCCCCGAAAGAUACUCUCCGGAUUCCCCGGGAUUCAAGCGUCAAGCCUCGGCCGCCAUUCCCCCAUGGCCUCCCUGCUCGUCCCCCCUCCGUAUUCCUUGCCAGACCAUUACGACGGCUGGCAGUUGUCCUGGAAGUUCCUCGUGUUCAAACCAGCCACCUUACGUGUCCAGGCAUGUCUUCUUCUCGCACUCCUGGUCUACGCCGGACUCUCCCUCUACGGAAAGACCGCCAACGCGCGCAAGGCCAACAGAUUUUAUUCUGUUGUGCUUCCACUCUUCUCUCAGCAGUUUUCUAAACCAACGUCCGGGCUCGUAUCAGACGGUCCCUCGGACUUUUUCGUCUUCUCGACCGGUCGACGCGCCAUCUCUUCCCUCCACACCGUUCUCGCCCUUCGGCCGCGUCAUGACCUACUACAGUUCAUCUGGCAGUACCUCUGGUCUGCAUAUGACCUGUGCUAUGAGCCUUUUGAUGCCCUCACUUUCGACUUCACCCUCGAUAGCGAUGCAGCUGCAGCAACGCCCGAUUUUAUUUGGGCUGUCAUGCGCAAGUCGGAACUCACAGUCAUCCGUGAUCAACGCUGGGACUUGCAGACAUUUACUCGCACGGCCAACCACCCAGGCCUCGACUCCACCCUCUCCGUUAUGUCCGAGUUCGCAGACGUGACAGAAACGCUUGUGAAACUCGCUCCGUCUAGGAACUCUACACCACUUCUUACCCUCAUCUCCUCUGCAUUGCCCUACCUCCGUGUCUUCUCCAUCACGGAUCAGCCAGAGGAGCGUCCAUCUGUAUCUGCUCUUGCCACCAAAUCGAAACGUGUCAUUCUCACCUUCGACUUGCCAGACGACGCCCAAGGUGUCAACCGUAUCUUACCACUUUUGGAGGGUACUUUCGCACUUGUAGACCUUCUCGCCACAGGCAGAGUUACUUUCCGCCCUGAAACACGUGCCAAAAUCCGGAAGAUCCGUGAAGACGUCGAAAAAGCUGUCAAAGAAGAAGAAGAAAAGGAGAAGAGAGAAGAAGUGCUGGAGGACAGGCGUUCCGCAAAACGCAAGGCUGAAGAAGAAAGAUUCGCGAAGCUCAGCGCGGCAGACCAGAAGAAGGCUUUGGAGCGAGAACGGAAACGUGCCCUCAAGAAAUCGCAGGGAAAGCUCGUCCGCAAAGUUUGAGCGUCUGCCGGGUUCGUGCAAUCCUGUGAAUUAGGAAGUACAUGCAAUCUGUCCGUCACUUCAGAGUCUCGGCAUGCUCAGCCCUCGCCGAUGCCCCCCAUUGAAUUGCGUAAUUUGUUUGCACAUGUCGUGUACUCUCCGCUUUAGCGAUUAUUAUUGCGCCAAUGGUGAGAAGACG